CAGAGUGCGGUUCCGAUUGUGCAGAGCAGGACCUAAAUUAGAUUUCCUCUUUGCCUACUCUUUCCUCAUUCCUGUUUUGGGAAAGAAAAAAAACCACCGCUGCAGAGAUUAAAGCAGAAACUUAGCAUGGCAUCUGCAAGCUCUUCACAGUCAACAUUCAGGCUGGGCCGCACUAAGAAGAACCCAACUGUUAUGGAUCAGAUCGGAAAGUUCUUUGGAGGGGAUAAAAAGAAGAAGGGAAAGGGGUCUUUUCGUGGUGGUUUAUCUGGAUCACCUCAAAGAUCAAGCGCAUCUCCUCGUCGCCGUCCAGAUGAGAAUGCUGUCGUGCACUUUUUCAGAAACAUUGUUUCUCCCUCUACCCCCAAAUCUAGGAAAGAGCAGAAAUCCCAGAGCUCCACCAAAGGCCAGAAGGGACGUGGAGACUCCUUAACCCGCAUCUUCAAAUCGGGAGGAAGCAAGUCUGCUUCAUCCACCAAGCGUUGAAACCUCAUUACCUUUUCCCAUUCAAAGAUAAAGAGGAUGGAAAACGAAUGCAAAAAGUUUUUUUUUUCCUAAUACAGUAACAUUGACAUGAAAAGGCUUUCGCAUUGAUGUUAAACCUGUCUUCUGAAUUAUUCCUGUUUAGUCUUGUCAAACGUGUAUUGACAUAGUUGUGUAUGUUUGAUCUUAGAAAGUGUUUUGUCUGGUCUCUGUAGUGUCAAUACUUACCUCUACACAGCUGAAGUGUAAACCGUUCCUCUCUUAGCAUGUUGUGUAUUAGACCUCAUGUGUGUUUUCUGUACCGUUUAUAUGUUGAUGAACUGUCUUCUUCACACUGUGUGAUGGGAUUUGCCAGGAGAUGGUCUGCAUCCCAUAAUGCAUAAUUCAUGUUCUGACAUCCACAAUGUAUAUUAUACUUCCACACACAAACAAACUGUUCUUAAAAUGUGUGUUUGGAUCCGGAGGUUUCUAAUGAAUUUGGUAACCAUAGAUUGAGUUAGUUUGAGUAUGACGGUCUGAUUCUGUGUCCUUUGGGCAUCAUAUUUUGAGCCUUCAUUCAUUACAGUAUUCAUUCAAAAACAAAUGGAAAAAGGGGUCUUAUUUAAACUAAAUAAUAUUUGACGUCUUCUGUGUUUGUUACAUCUAAUUAAUGGCGACAAUUAAAAGUUUGAAACUUUUUUA
This is a messenger RNA of Carassius auratus (goldfish), 1161 nucleotides long. RefSeq names its product myelin basic protein-like. The transcript has 5 exons. The record is from RefSeq and is a predicted model, not a curated record. Lineage: Eukaryota; Metazoa; Chordata; Actinopteri; Cypriniformes; Cyprinidae. Gene Ontology annotation, molecular function: structural constituent of myelin sheath. The coding region runs from base 127 to 483 and encodes 118 amino acids.